This is a messenger RNA of Anopheles merus, 819 nucleotides long. Its product is annotated as casein kinase I-like. Gene Ontology annotation, cellular component: nucleus; cytoplasm. The coding region runs from base 1 to 819 and encodes 272 amino acids. The transcript has 2 exons. The record is from RefSeq and is a predicted model, not a curated record. NCBI's taxonomy places the organism in Eukaryota, Metazoa, Arthropoda, Insecta, Diptera, Culicidae. Gene Ontology annotation, biological process: signal transduction; peptidyl-serine phosphorylation; endocytosis. Gene Ontology annotation, molecular function: protein serine/threonine kinase activity; ATP binding.
AUGUCGAUUAGAGAAGGACGUGCGCCCAAUUCUAGUUCGCCGGAGUCCUUGAUGGUGGUGAAUCUCUCCACCUAUCGGAUUGAAGGCGAAUUCGAUGCUGGUGGCUGCGGCACGGUGUUGGUGGGCAGCCAUGCCCGCUCCAAGCAGCCGGUGGUGAUGAAAAUGGCCAGCAAAGAGGUGGACCGGCUCCUGCUCGCCACGGAGCGCCGGAUCUAUGCGCGGCUGCAGAAGGCCCGUGGAUGGCCCAGACUCAUCGACGCCGCUAGCGCUGCAACUGCUCGACAGGCUGGAAACAUUCCACGAGCUGGGUACGUUCACCGCGACCUGAAGCCGGACAAUGUCCUGCUGGGUCGCGGAACGACCCGCAAGACGCUGCACUUGAUCGACUUCGGUCUUGCCGAGCCGUAUCGGCACCCACGCACGGGGGAACACAUAGCGCAGGAUGCGUUUUUCCCGUUCGCCGGAACGAUCGAAUUUGCACCAGUGUUCGCUCAUCUGGAGUAUACACCGAGCAGGCGAGAUGACAUUUUGUCACUCGCCUACAUGCUGGUGUUUUUGCUCCGCGGUGGCCUACCGUGGUAUGGUACCGAGGAGCGAUUUGAUCCGGACGAGGCACUGCUUCUGAAGUUGUGCAUUACGCCCAGCGAGCUGUGCAGAGGACUGCCGGCUGAGUUUCAGCGGUUGACCGAGUACGCGUUGCGGAUGGAAUUCUGCGACGCGCCGGACUAUACCGAGCUGAAGCGGAUGUUCCGGAAUCUGUUGCGCCAACAUUCCAUGCAGCACGAUUUGCAUUUCGAUUGGAACCGGUUUGGCUGCUAA